UUUUACGUCGUCUUUCCCUUUAAAUGCGCUGCUCGGACUGCGCUCGCGGUCUCAUGAUGUGACGUAACGGCGCAGCUGACAGCAAUGAAGCGCACUUAGUUUGGUCCGCCGGUGUGAACGCAACGGCAACCGCAAACCUCACGCGCAUCCCGUCUGUUUUUGGGCUUGUCACGGCCCGGUAGCGCUUAUAUUAAACAUAUGCGCGGUAGUGCGCUCAUAGUGAAGCUCUGACGCGCGCGCAAAGCGACUGAAGCGCUGUUUUAGUUCACCUCUGUGAAUUCGCGCGCCUCCGCUCUCUUAUAACGGUCGCUCCGGGGAGAAGUGCGUCAGUCGUGGCUAUGAUCACCUCCACCCCGAUGGAGAGCCGCGCCUCCGCCUUGCGAUCCUCCAGGCGAAGCGGCGCGUCUCCGUCCGGCGUCAGCCCGACGCGCCUGACGCGCCUGCAGGAGAAGGAGGACCUGCGGCAGCUCAACGACCGCCUGGCCAACUACAUCGAGCGCGUCCGACAGCUGGAGAACGACAAGAGCUCCCUGCAGCUCCUGCUGGAGGAGAAGGAGGAGGUCACGCGCAGGGAGGUCGGGAGCGUGCGCCGCCUGUACGAGACCGAGCUCGCGGACGCGCGCAAGGCUCUGGACGCCACCGCUAACGAGCGCGCGAGGCUCCAGAUCGAGCUGACGCAGCUGCAGGAGGAGCACCGCAGACUCACGGCCAGGAAUAAUAAGAAGGAGAGCGAGCUGACCACGGCCGUGGGACACUGGAGGAAUCUCGAAGCCGCUCUGAACUCGAAAGAAGCCGAUUAUGCCAACUUACUGUCCACCAACCGCCGGCUGGAGAACGAGAUCUCUGACCUCAGGACUCAGGUGUCCAACCUUGAAUCAGGGCUGCAGAGCCUCAAAACCCAGCUGAACUCCGAGAUGCUGCGGCGUGUGGAUGCAGAGAACCAGCUCCAGACGCUUCAGGAGCAGCUGGACUUCCAGAAGCAUCUCAGUGAACAGGAGGUGCGUGAGAUGCGCAGUCGUCACGAGAGCCGGCUGAUGGAGCUGGACAGCGGCAGACAGAAGGAGUUCGAGGGGAAACUAGCCGAAGCCAUGAAGCAGCUCCGAGAGGAACAUGAAGCUCAGAUCCAGCAGUACAAAGAGGAGCUGGAGAAAACCUUCGCUGCUAAGAGUGAGGUAGUCUGCAGUUUCUCUCAGCUGAGGUGCAGGAAAACUGUAGUUCAGGGAUUUGAGCGACAGGAAGUGGCUGCUGCGACCUGGACGCACAGGAAGUGCUUGAGUCCGUCACAUCUGUCUGUCAUGGUACCUCAGGGUGAAGGAUUGAAGAACAGCGACUUCGCCUCGUCGACGAGAGAAGAGCUGGUGGGAACUAAACUCAGACUGGAGUCUCAGUCCAUUCAGAUCUGCAACCUGCAGAAACAGAAUGCAGCUCUGGAGGCUCGUGUUCAGGAGCUGGAGCAGAAUGUUGUUGGUGUUAGUGACAUGUUAACCAGCAGCGGCUCUCACAGAGGGAGAGAUGAGAUGGCAGCGGAUGUGGCAGGAGGUGGAGGGGCGGUUGGAGGAGUGCUGCAGCAGAUGCAGGAGUGGAGGAGAGCUGGAACCUGGCUCAGCUCACGCAAGAAGCUCAUGCUGGACAUGGAGAUCAACGCCUACCGCAAGAUGCUGGAGGGAGAGUUGUUGUUUUGGUGGAUUAAAUGCACUGAGAGCUACGUCAGCGAGCCUGAAGCAGUGCGUAGACUGAUGCUGAGUGCUGUGUUUGUGUGCAGACUGAAUCUGUCUCCGAGUCCGGUGCAGCAGUCGUCCAUCCCUCGCACUCACGCUCAAGCCGUGAGGAGACACUGGACGAGGAAGCGCAAGCACGAGGGCACGAGUUCAGGACUGUCCCCCAGCUACAAGCUCUCCCAGCAUUCCUCGUCGCGCGGGAGCCUGUCCAUUGACGAGAUCGACCCGGACGGACGCUUCAUCAAGCUCAAGAACAACUCGGAUCAGGAUCAGUCUGUGGGCGGCUGGGUGCUGAGGAAGAGUGAAGCAGAAGCUCCUGACAUCGUGUUUCAGAUCCCCUCUCCGUGUGUGCUGAGCGCCGGACAGACGCUGACGAUCUGGGCCGCGGGGUCAGCGACGGAGCUGGUGCCGCGGGGGGAUCUGGUGCUCGGGGGGAUACUGGUGCUGGGGACCGACGAUUCGGAGUGGUGGGCGUUUCGGUGA
This is a messenger RNA of Cyprinus carpio (common carp), 2201 nucleotides long. It is a transcript of the gene lmnl3, whose product is annotated as lamin L3. The record is from RefSeq and is a predicted model, not a curated record. The transcript is spliced from 11 exons. Bases 339 to 2201 code for a protein of 620 amino acids. Lineage: Eukaryota; Metazoa; Chordata; Actinopteri; Cypriniformes; Cyprinidae.